ACCUCCCGAGCUCAGGCUGCGAUCGGUCCGUUCACACCGGAGCUGAGAGCUGGAUUAAAUAAGAUCAGCCCUGUCACAAUCACCUCAAGUGACAUCUUCAGCCAAAUUGUACAUUCUACCGCUAACACGCAUCCAUGUGUGCGAGAUGAUGCGAUAACAAAGGGAAACAAGCAGCGUUGAGUGGAAUCGGGGAGAACAAACACCACAUGUGCAUCUUCUUCUGCUCUGUAAUGAACAAAAACAGCCAGGGUGAUAUAACGUGGAGACAUUUUUAUUCUGGCAGGAAUCCUCAGCUCCUGCGCACAAAGACAUGUGGGACUUCGGGGACGUGUUUUCACGAUUUGAAGUCACCACUGUGGACUGAUCGUUACUUGUGUGUGUUUGGUUGCGUGUGUUUGUUGUGUCAAAACACACACACACACUCUCCUGUUCAACACAAACGAUUGUCUCCAGCUAACCUGCAGCAGUGUUCAAUCCCUCCCACCACAGGGCGGCUCUCCGCUGACGGACGUUUCGCACAUCUCGCCGUUUUCGCACGAAAAUCUCCAGGAAAUAGACGGCACCCUAUGCGUGUUUUUUUAUUUUAUUCAUUAAUUAAUUUGUUUGCGGUAGCAUGCAUGACUCUGCGAUCACUUGGGGCACACACGCAGGGGACAGUGUUUGAUUCCAGUGAUACGAGGUGAAACGAGUUCAGACUCUCGGGGCUGUGGACGCAGAGGCGCCGCUUUCAUGCCUGCGCCGUGCGUUCGCCGCUAGAUGGCGCGCGAGGUCCGGUGAGUCGCGGGAUUAACGGGGUCGCGCAUCCCGCAGCAGCCCCGCAUUAUUUUUUGUUCGGGCCUAUAUACAAGCAUGAGAUGGCAUUCAAAGGCAAAGCGGUCGACUCGAAGACCGUGCUCCUCAACCUGCUGCUGUGUCUGCUCAUAUUUUACUCUCUUUUCUACAUGAUCGCCAGCGUGUGCUUCGGUGCCUUCAGGCUGGAUCACUUCGACGGACUGAUCCCAUUUGACUUUAAGACCGAACCCACUGAAUCCAACUCCAAAUACCUGGUGAACCUCCUGUCCUUGGAGCUCACCUACUUCUGCAGUGGCCUCCUGUUUGCCGCGGUGGUGAGGAGGCGGGUGUGGGACUACGCCCUCACCGUCACACUUCUGCAUGUUGCGAUCACCAGCCUUGUGAUGUUGGAGUUCCCCAUGGUGUGGCAGUGGUGGCUGGCUUUAGGUAGCGGCUUGUUUCUGAUGAUAUGCAACGGUCAGCUGAUUGCUUAUUUCACCUGCCAGAGCGACCAGAGCUACUCCUCCUUCAGCAUCUACUAACUGCUAAUGUAUUUUUUUAUUUAUUUAUUCUUUAAAAGUUAUUUAAGUUUAUUUAUUGAUUGAUUAACUUCCAACAGUUUUAUUAACACACUUGUAAAGUGGAGAAGAAGGGAUCAGACCGGAAGCUCUCGUCUUGAGACACCAGUCAGAUUAUCCACAGUGUUCGGCUUUGUCUGUUACCUUUGCUCUUUUCUAGAAAAAAACUCACCUUCACGUAUUGAGGCUGCUUUCAGACACUAACUGAAGUCUGGACAUUUUCCUGCCAGCUAGUAAAAUGUCUGAAAGAGGUCAGAGUGAGCCAAAGAGAACUCAGCAGUAAAAUGUCUGGAAAAUUCACAGCAAGCGAGUGGGUGAGGUAAUGGCUGCAACAAAAAAGAAUACAAAUAUCUCAGGAUGUAAAAGAUUUUGACUUUUGAGCUUUUGCCGAGGAGGGCCGACGCUAUCGUGUUGAUGUGCUGUAACAGAACACAACAGAGAGAAUACAUCGUGUCCUGCCUCCUGCCUGCUCUACCCAGGCUUCACCCUCCACCUGAAUGUUGAUGUGAACACGUCUGACCCGGACAAUUCUUCAUGUUCACACUCCAGCUGGAGAGCAGAGCUCAGCCACUCAGCUGCUCCUGGACGUGCUUAAAACAAGACUCGUAACCAGAGGCGACCGAGCCUUUGCAGUAACCGCCCUAAACUUGUGGAACAGUUUACCACUCCAUGUUAGAUCUGCCCCCAAAUCUUUGUUAAAGACACAUCUCUUCUCUUUGUCCUUCCUUUUGAGUUGAGAACGUUUUUAUCCCAAUCAUUACUAUUAUGAUAUACUGCGUAUUGCUGUUUUCUUGUUGUACCUUUUACUUUGUAAGGCACUUUGGUCAACCAAAGUUUUAAAUGGGUUAUAUAAAUACAGUUGACAUUGACAUAUGUCUGAAAAUGGCUUAAGUCAGAGCUGGGUCCAAAGUGUGUUUAAGGGUUGUCAUGUAAAUGCCACAAGGAGAUGUUUUCUGUAUUUUGCUUCUGAUGCACAAUCCCUUUGUCACUAUGCAGGAUUUAAAUGUGACCUGUGAAGUAUUUUACCUUUGUAAACUGUGAAUGUAGAAGCUGAAUGGGAAUGUUGCAAUAUAUGUUGUGAUUCACAGACUUAAAUGUCAAGUGUUGAACAAUGAAA
This is a messenger RNA of Hippoglossus stenolepis (Pacific halibut), 2466 nucleotides long. RefSeq names its product transmembrane protein 244. NCBI's taxonomy places the organism in Eukaryota, Metazoa, Chordata, Actinopteri, Pleuronectiformes, Pleuronectidae. The record is from RefSeq and is a predicted model, not a curated record. The transcript has 6 exons. Bases 855 to 1313 code for a protein of 152 amino acids.